AUGAAAUCUCUUGCAGUUGUAGCUAAAGAAACUAAAGCUGAAUUAGAAGCUGACUAUAGCAAUUAUCUCUUGGAAGCUGACAAGCACGAAAAAGUCUCAUUUACGGAUCAGCUCAAAUUAAAACGGAUUCUGAACAAACUUAUUGCGUCAAAUGUGGAAAAAGAAGCAAAACUGACGAAACUCAAAUCUGAGGUAGACAACCGCUCAUGAAAUAGCAUAAAUUCUUAUCAUUCUGGGAAAAACAUGUUUAUCACUACCUAUUCAGAUUCCAUUUCAGUAAGGAGUGCAUCAAGCACUUUCUCUAUCAUCCCCAGCAAAGAUGAUGUCCUGGAACAGCUGAAAAAAAUAGAAGAAAUGAGCGAAGACGCUGAACAAGAAAAAAUCAGGGUUGAAGCGCUGCUAGCGAAAGAGAAAAAAACGAAUUUAAUAUGGCAGGAGAGAAUCCAACACUUAAAUGAAGCUCACCACCGAGUGACGAAAAGCCACACUGCUUCAAUUCUUUCGAAAAGGAAAGCUUAAACUUAAACUUAAAUUACAGUUUGGGGAUUACCCUAUUUGCCAAAUCGACAGGGAGAAUUUUUUUGAGUUAGAUAACUCACCUGGAGAGUGAAAGCUCGAAGAUCACCUUUCCACCUGACUCCAUGGCACCUAUGAAGUAAGGUUCUGUGUCUCCGUUUCCUCCUUGUCUUGUUGGCUCCAGUGUUGAGUGAGAAGACAUGGACCUCUGCGGCAUGCUGCUUGCUUUAAACGAAGGUUUUCCAUACAAAAUCCCAAAAAUUGGAAUUUCUGGUGGACUGUCGGCAAAAAGGGAAAAUUCAAACCAUGGGCGUAGUUCCCAAUUUCACGUUAGGGAGAUGCCCGAAUGGCCUAUGCCUUGCCUGCGGAUGCUGCUGAGCUUUCCCUUUCCAACUCUGACCUACCGUUUCCCUCGAUGUAAAAUCAAAUCCUGAAAGCGGGCUAGGGUUAGGCUCUGUGUAUUGCCAGAAUUGCUUAUAUAACAUUGCUGCCCAUUUCUGGAUUGGCAAAACCUUGCCGAAUAUAAAUAAAUUGUGCUUCAGGAUGUAUUAUGGGAGGAAAUGCCAGGGCCGAGGCGUCAUCAUUUUAUUUAUUCUAAAAGGAAAGCAAUUAGCAACUUGAUCCUGGGUCAAAAAGAAACGAUGAUUUUUGAACAGGAAAUGCAGAAAAGGAGACAUGAGUUCUCUUCUCAGUUCAACCAAAAAAAACAAAAAUUAGAAGAAGUAAAAGAGGAAAUCGAAAAAUUGAUUGAAAGGAUAAGCUUUAAUCUUAUGAAAUGAACUGAUCAGAAAACACUUAUUCUCACCUUGGCUAAUAGUAAGAUAUGCUGCUCGUUAAUUGAGGCUAAACUAUAUUUUACAAAAUUCAAUAUAUUAUUUAAAAUGAAAAAUCUAAUUUAUAAAUUCUGUUUUAAAACUCAAUAUCUUAAAUUUAAAUGAUUUGCUAGAGAUUUCAUUAUUAUAAUCAUUAGGUCUUUAUAUCAAAAUAUUAUAAUACCUCAUAGGAAUACUCAUAAUGAUUAAGGUCAUCCUAUUUAUAUAUACAGAGGAUAAAGGUAUGCCCUUAUUUAUUAUAAAUAGGUAUUCUAAAUUUUUUGUUUAUGGUGCUUUUGAUAAGCACACAUAAAAAUAUAAUUUAUACCAAUGUUAAUUUCUGCUCACUAACAGAGGGACUAACCUUCUCUCUGCCUAAUGGACUUGCUAUCUAAAUAAGAGUGGAGUUAGGGAUAAUUAUAUGCAAGCACUGGAAAGCCAAAUAGAAAAAUAUGAAGUGGAGAAAGAGGAAAAAAGAGUACUGGAAAAUACUUAUAAAUCUUACAAAGAAAACAUGAGAAUCAUUAACGAAAUCAUGGAAAGGCACGAAAAACCCCAGUGCCAGCAGCUGACGUAUGAGACAGCUGACCAUUUAGCUGGUAUGUAUAAGUUUUUUAUAUAUCAAGAUGCAUCCCUAAGCUCUAGAUUCCAAGAACUUACGUAUGAGUUUCUUGAAAGGCAACAGGAACUUGCAAAUUUAGAUGGAAAUCUUCAUGAAUUGGUAAAGGAAAAUGAUAAUAUUUUGCUAGCAGAAAUUAAUGUAACGGAAACUUAUAAUCAGUUAAAAUCUUCCUUAGAAGAUAUGAAGAUUUUAACCUCCCUGACUGAAGAUGUAGCUGAAUCUGAAGACAAUUUAUUGAGGUUCUAUUUAUUGAUGUUGAAUUUAUCAAUAACGUCCUUUAAACAUAUUAAAAAUAUGAAUUCAAGCUCAGAUGCAAUUACUUUUACCAAAGAAAGAGCCUUUAUCAAUGCAUAUGAAAUAAUAGAAGAGCUUCAAAAAGGAUUUUGAAGGAAAAGAAACAAUGAAAAUACCAGUAAAAAUCCUCCAAAAGAAGAGGCAAACGCUUAUAUCGAGAUUCCUGAAAAUUCUCCGGAAGGAAUGUCGAUGAAAAGGUUCACAAAAGAAGUUUUGCCAUACAUGUCAUUGCGAAUCACUCAUUUUAUUGAUUGUCUAGGAAAUUUUAUUGAUGAUGAGGCUGAGAAAAAAAGGAUAGGGAAAUUAUUAAAAAAACAGCCAUUUAUUAGUUACUUUGUUGAUGUCAAAUCUCUAGAAGAGUUUUUUAAAUUAAAGAAAGACACAAUAAUAGACCCAUUUCUGAUCAUUUGCAACUUGACUGAACUUGGCCAUUCAAAGUUUCAAAGACAGUUAGGGAAACUAUUCAAUUCACUUACAUUUUUAUACACAAGAUUAAAAUCAAAUUUAUACUUAAAUAGAGCGAAUUAUUUUAUUUUUAGAAAAAAGAUAAAACCUUUAUUUUUAAGCUAAAUAUUUUAUAUAGUUCAUAUAAUUCAAUCUACUAAAAAAUAAAUGAGCUUAAUUAUUCAUAUUCAGAAUCCUCUUUUCAAGAUGAAAAGCUAUUCACAAGAAAGCCAAAUCGAAUCCCAACGCUGAUAAAAGAGAAAUUCAAGUCAAAAGCUGUCCCGUCUGAACAAGAUAUAGACCUAAUCCCCAUUUAUAAGCCAGCCGAGAUGACAAAGUCUCAGUCAAAGCUAGAAGUGAAGCUAACUGAUGAAGAAGCAGCUUUAAAACGCAUGAAAAAUUUUAUGCCUGUUCAACUAUCCAAUAUUGAGAAAGACAAGCUAAAUGAAAGUGAGGAUGCGGAUACUCGAAAUUCAAGCAAAGCAAACACGAAGAAAAAUAGCAUCAUCUUUGAGUCUCUUUCACCUCAAGAAAUCCUUAAUGAGGUUAAAGGAAUUGAUAGGAAAAUUUCAAAUAUUCGAUAUAGCGAGAGAAAAGCUGGAAACAGACUAAAAAGCAGCUUGCAAGAAGCGCCACUGCUAUUUAAACAGUAUAAUAAGCCUUGAAACUCAAUUUCAGCUCGAGGAAUGAGCAGAGAAGAAUUAAGUAAAGAGCCAACGCGCCCUUCAACCUUUUAUAGAAGUCCCAGGAAUCUGUUAAAAUCAAGCUAA
This is a messenger RNA of Blepharisma stoltei, 3458 nucleotides long. The record is from the annotation of a GenBank genome assembly. Lineage: Eukaryota; Ciliophora; Heterotrichea; Heterotrichida; Blepharismidae.